Amblyraja radiata (thorny skate) is the source of this 3553-nucleotide messenger RNA. RefSeq names its product progestin and adipoQ receptor family member VII, b (gene paqr7b). The coding region runs from base 330 to 1388 and encodes 352 amino acids. The record is from RefSeq and is a predicted model, not a curated record. The transcript has 3 exons. Gene Ontology annotation, cellular component: plasma membrane. Gene Ontology annotation, biological process: response to steroid hormone. NCBI's taxonomy places the organism in Eukaryota, Metazoa, Chordata, Chondrichthyes, Rajiformes, Rajidae. Gene Ontology annotation, molecular function: steroid binding; nuclear steroid receptor activity.
CUUGGCUAGGCGGCGCCAAGCGGAGAGGAGCAGUAGUAGCAGCACCGUAGUGCCGUGCCAGUCGCGCCCUGGCUGCUCCAAACAUCACACAGCUAUUAAAUGCAACAGUGGAUGCAUUUGGAAUCAUAUCUCUUUUGGUCACCGACGAUGUGCGCCUGCAACUCCGCCUUUACAAAGUGAACCAGCUUGCAAGGAACUGGUGGGUGUUCAAGAGAUGCCUCCUAAUUGCAGGCAACUGCUCGUCGGAAGUGAGCGAGGGAUUGUGAAAGGACUGUCUCCUUCGGCGAAAUUAUACCAGUGUUUGUGAGAUCUCCAGCGUUACGUUGAGCAUGGCAACGGUUGUGAUGGAGCAGAUUGGCAGACUCUUCAUCAACAUCCAGCAGAUCCGUCAGAUCCCCAGCCUGGUGGAGCAGUCCAUUCCCAGCCUGCCGUGCACGGUGAAGGACUGCGAGGUGCCGCAGAUAUUCCGGGAGCCCUACAUCCACUCCGGCUACCGGCCCGUCAAGCAGAGCUGGCGCUACUACUUCUUCACCCUGUUCCUGCGGCACAACGAAUCCGUCAACGUCUGGUCCCACCUCUUCGCCGCGCUGAUCGUCCUCCUCAAGCUGCAGGAGUUCUCCCAGACGGUGGACUUCUGGUCAGAUCGGCACGCGCUGCCGCUGCUGAUCCUCCUCCUGACCGCCUUCACCUACCUGGCCUGCAGCUCUCUGGCCCACCUUUUGCACGCUCGCUCCGAGCUUGCCCAUUACUCCUUUUUCUUCGUGGACUACGUCGGCGUGGCGAUCUAUCAGUACGGCAGUGCGUUGGUCCACUACUACUAUUCUGCCGAAGAGGAAUGGUACCACUUCAUCAAGACCUUCUACCUCCCUGCAGCCACCCUGCUGGCUUGGUUGUCCUGUGUGGGAUGCUGCUAUGCAAAAUCCAACGCCAAGCAGCUUCGCCCCAUGUCUCGCAAACUCUACCAGAUAGUCCCGGCAGCACUGGCCUACAUGCUGGACAUUAGUCCCGUGCUGCACCGGAUAUACAGCUGCUAUUCCUCCAGUUGCACUGACUCCUCCAUUUGGUACCAUGAAUGCCAGAUCGUCUUCUUCCUCAUAAGUGCUCACUUCUUCUCUUGUCCUCACCCGGAGAAGUGGCUCCCUGGAAAGUGCGACAUUUUCCUGCAGGGGCAUCAGAUUUUCCACGCCUUCAUGGUCCUCUGUACCCUGGCCCAGCUGGAAGCCAUUCAUUUGGACUUUAAGCACAGGCGACAUUUCUAUCAGACUUGGCACAGCAACUCCACCUGGACUGUGUUGGGCUGUUUUGCCAUGGUCAUCUUCUCCAGUGUUAUCACGGUGGCUUACAUGAGGCACCUCAUCAGAGUCAAACUUGGCCUCAAGGAGAAAUGAGGAUGUAAAGCAUCGUGGCUGUGCAAGGAAUUGUCAACGUAGUGCUGAACACCUUCCUUCUUUACAUAACAUUUAAAUUGUACAUGGCAAAUGUGUGCUGGUUCAUGCAAAGCUGACCAAUUGAGGUCAUGGCCCACUGCAGAAUAGAGUUUGGGUGCUGGUCGACUGUUAACUUUGGGUAUCUUUCUCCAUCUCUCUUCUGUUCUGAUUUGGAAGGAACUGGUAACUUUUUUCUCUUUACACACAUGCUGGCUGACCAGCUAACGUUUCCAGCAUUUUCUCUUUUUGGGGUAUUUCUCAUUUGCCUUGUUCUCAAACUACCUGCAGUGGGCCAAGACUGGCCAUUGGUCGCACCAUGACCGGCAACCAACCUUAACUAUUACCUGUUCAUGUAAUUUGUCCAUAUCCACUUGAAUCGCACUAAUAUAUAUUUUUAAUAAUAUUCACAGUUUACAUUGCGAUGGUUCUAAACUUGAGUGUUGGCUGAUGCUGACUAUCAUUCACCUUGUGUGCAUCAAAAGCUAACAUUUAGAAGUGUCGGGACAUGACAUAGUCACGUUACUAUUGCUGAUGUGGAGAGAAUACGUGCUAUCCACCUGUUUAUGGUGGAAAUGAAGUACGGCAGCAAAGCUGUUCAGCGAGAAUUAAUGCAUCCACACCCCAGCAGCCAGAACACUUUUAAUUAUAUGUUCCAUUCUGGCUUUUCCUACUCCUCACUGAUCAACUGAAUAGCAUUUGGCUGUUUUCCGUACGUCCACAUUUCCUUCUGACAAAUACAGAGACCAUUUGACCCAUCGAGUCCAUGUUGACUCUUGGAAUAAUUCCAUUCACCAACAAUUUUCUUUUCUCCUGUGAGCUAUCCUCGCUUGUUCCCAUCACGUUCCCCCCUUUUAGUACACACCCACACACUGGGGGCAGUUUACACUGGCCAGGUGACCCACUAACCCUCCUGUUUCAGGGUGUGGGAAUGAAUUGGAGCAUCCGGUAGAAACUCAUGUGGUUACAGGGAAAGCAUGCAAACUCCACAUCAGCUGGGUCGUUUGGCUUGUUUUGGCUGUCGUGUGUCUUCAUUAAGGGCAGGUGGGGUGGAAUUGCAAAUUUUCAGACUGGACAUUUUUUUUAAACUCCCCUGCCCUGCAAAUGGUGCCAUAGUAUAUAUUUUUAAAUCUGGACAAUUCUGACAUUCCCCAACACCUCUCUGGUUUGAGAGAGUUGCUGCCUGUCCUGUCUCAAUGUCACAUAUUGAUGUGACAGGUGGUUGAUGCACGAGACUUCUUGUGCUUUCACGGCCCCAAACUUUCUGGAAGUGAAGGAACAUGUGUAAUGUUGUGUUUACCGACUUCAGUUUGUUUUGUGGAAAUUUGUAUGUUUUAGCGGCAUGCCGUGAUUUAAACGCCCCCUGUGUAAUUCUGGCCAUUUGGUGCUCUUCCUCCCGCUGGGUGUGAACUGUACCUGAAGCACGCUCCACCUGUCCCAUGUGUAACACCGACUGAUAAAUGGUUGCUUCUAAAUGAUGCAUCUAGCCAAUGAAGGAAAGCUAGACGUUGCAAAAUAGGAAAACAGAAACAUGUGCAUGGCAGUGUAACAGCUAGCUAGAUAAUCUAAUAACAUGGGUUGAGAGAUACUUUGACAUAAAUAUCAUGGAAUCCUUUACAUCCACCUGAGUUUGCAUCACAACCAGAAGAUGACGCCCUCAAAAGUCUAGGGUGUCAUCCAAGUGUGUUUGAUGUAUGAUUUCUUGGCUCAAAUAAGAGUGCUACUCACUAAGCCAAGAAUGAUGAGGUCAGCCUACGAUCGGCCAGUGAAGCAGUCAGAAGCCCCAUGCCGGAUGCACUGCAUUUAUUGACCACUUGAGAUCAUUGUUGAUGAGGAGUGAGAGGUUACAACUGAAUGUCCCCUCUUUUCUUCCUCAUUGUGUUACUUUGCAGUAAUCCCUCAAUGAUGUUGGAAAAUGAAGUAUGUGGCUGCUCCCCGUUUCUUAAUCAAGUGGUGUUUUCUCGGGUGGGGUGGACUAAGCCAGCAGAGUUUGUGGAGAAGCAUUUUCAACACAUGUACCACACAAAUAAAAUUGUAUCCAGUGUCUACGGAUCUGUUGUGAAGAUUUCUUGUGCUUCAUUGAAUGUGCAUCACAGCAACUAGUUGUGAUUAAAAUUCUAAUGACUUGC